Molecule: messenger RNA, 549 nt
Organism: Protopolystoma xenopodis
Lineage: Eukaryota; Metazoa; Platyhelminthes; Monogenea; Polystomatidea; Polystomatidae
Source: the annotation of a GenBank genome assembly
CCUUUACCCGGUAAAAAGACUAUUUCAGCCCUUGACCGAUUCUCGCCUGUCUUCAUCCAACGUCGCGCUAAUGGCCUCCAGAGUUAUCUGCGACGCGUCGUAGAGCAUCCGGUCUUUUCAUCUAGCCCAGAUUUGAUCGCAUUCCUUACGCUAACUUCGCCAGAGGAAUUUGCAUCCUAUCAAGAUAAUCAUAUGCCACAGGGCCGAUUAUCCAACCUUUUGAGCUCUGAAAAUCUACCGUGGAUUGGUCAUCGAUCAAACCCGUCCUCAGCUAUCGUCUCAUCCCUGACAUCUCUCGCUAAUACUUCGGAAAUAACCGCGGAUGACAGUACACUGCCUAGCCAGAAGGAUGGAGAUCGAGACAAACCUAUAACCGGACGCAUGUCGAGCCCAGGAGCUCUCCUCGUGAACCAAUCCUUGCACCUACAUACUGAGGAGUUCAAGGAAUACCUUGAAGAAGUAGGUUCUAUCAAUGUAAACAAAAUGCAUGAGCCUUUUACCUCUGAAUUUGUUGUUCUUGAUGACGCAUUAUUAGUUAUUUUGCGCUAG